AGUGACUGUUUCAAAAGGAUAGAAUUCUGCGCCAUUUUGCGCACCAUUGUUCUUGGGUGGGCAUAAUAAAUUGAGUUUUAUUGUUCUGACUGUAUUCGAUUACAGUCGGGUUACUAGUUUUCAAUCUCACAGAAGCGAGAGAAGAUCACGCUGCCGUCAGCAAUGGGUCGGACUGCUUUUUGUGUGCCUCUGGCAAUUCUAUUUUUAGCAAGUGUAAUUCCAUCAAAAGCACAAAGCGACGCGCCCGCGUCCGUCACCCCGCCCGCGCCCGCCGCGCCCGCCUCCGCCUCCGUCCCCAGCGAGGACCUGCCCGAGCUGCUGUACGACGUCAGGGGAAACUUCUCCCUUCACUGCAAGCUGCCCAAUGACAACAGUCUCGCCUACGUUUGGAAGAAGAACGAGACCGACAUCGAGCAGGUGUGGGAGCUGAAGGACCGCUACCAGCUGGAGCGCGGCGGCGCCGAGUUCCGCGUGGCGCGCGCCUACGAGGACGACUUCGGCAACUACUCGUGCGCGCUCGCCGGCGCCGCGCGCGAGCAGCGCUGGGCCGUGCGCGGCCGCCCGCACCUCAAGCUGCCCGCCAACACCAACGUCGUCGAGGGGCAGAAGCUGAAGCUCGUGUGCAAGGUGCUGGGCAAGCCGUACUCGCGCGUCACCUGGGGCUACACCAACUCCACCGACCUCAACGCCAACUACACCGACGCCACGGAGGUGCUCGGCUCGCGCGCCUCGCUGGCCGACAGCGAGCAGGGCGUGCCCGACGGCGUGCUGCUGCUGGAGGAGGCGCAGCGCUCGGACGCGGGGCGCUACCGCUGCGGCGCGGAGGGCGCGCUGGCGCCGGCCGUCACCACGCUGCGCGUCAAGGACAUGUACGCCGCGCUCUGGCCCUUCCUCGGCAUCUGCGCCGAGGUCUUCGUGCUCUGCGCCAUCAUCCUCGUCUACGAGAAGCGCCGCACCAAGCCCGAGCUCGACGACUCGGACACCGACAACCACGACCAGAAGAAGUCGUAAGCGCGUCCCGCAGUGCGCAGAGGGAGCCGCGGCCGAGCGCCGCCGCCGCGACUCGCGAGAUUUUAAGUUUGUAACGAGUUUACCAAAAAGUUGUUUGUUAUUUAGUUGAAAUAGGCGACCCGAAGGUUCGCCGACCGCCGACGUGUCCGCGACUCGUGACACUUGUACAUUCAUAAUUUCUAUUCAGAGUUUAUUUAAGUUAAUAUUAUUAUACUCUUUACUCGACACGGAUGUAGUUAUAUUAAUAUACUAAUGCUUUUAUUACCUGCCGUUACUUCUGCCUGUGUAUAUUUUCUUAGCUUAUGUAAGAUUUAUAUAUGUAUAUACAAUUAAAAGUAUUCGAUAGCUCCCCGAUGACCGCUGAACGUCGAUGAGACACGUGUGAGGUCUCGACUUUAAUGAAACUUAACGAUAAUCACUUCGAUCGAUGGGAGCUGAUCCGUGCGGUCACUGACGCUAUUUAGCGUUUUUCGAAUUUAAUUUUUUAAGUGCGUGUAGAGUUUUUCUGUUUUUAGUGGAUAUUUAACAAAACUGGAAUGUAAAUGUUUGUAAAUUAUCGAAUUUCGACGAAAAAUAAAUGUAAUGUAUAAAUCAAAAACUUGUAAGUAACAAUGCUCAGGCGCUCAAUGUACUGAGCAACUGCGACAGGAGCAGCGGGCGCGGCGGGUCGAGUGCGCGGCGACGGUCGACUCGCGCGCCGUGAACGUGAUGUACAAUUAAUUAUGUUUCCAAUAAAUUAUUCCGGUUA
Molecule: messenger RNA, 1759 nt
Organism: Vanessa atalanta (red admiral)
Lineage: Eukaryota; Metazoa; Arthropoda; Insecta; Lepidoptera; Nymphalidae
Gene: Bsg
Product: basigin
Exons: 4
Coding region: 163-1011 (282 amino acids)
Source: RefSeq, a predicted model, not a curated record